AUGGAAGGAUUCAAAAUUAUUAAACUUCUAGGAGAAGGAGCCUUUGGGAAGUGCUAUCUCUGCGAAAAUAACUCAGACAAAUCCACAUGUGUAAUCAAACAAAUCGACAUUUCUCGCAUGUCAAGCCAAGAAAAAAAAGAAGCCUAUCAUGAAGCCAAAGUAAUGUCAGCUUUUGACCAUCCCAAUAUCAUUAGGUUCAGGGACGUCUACACCACAACAAACGGAAAAUUAAACAUCGUCAUGGACCAUGCAGAUGGAGGCGAUUUGGCUACAAAAAUAAAAGAACAGCGGGGCAGACCAUUUAAUGAAAAUCAAAUUUUAGAUUGAUUUGUACAAAUUUGCCUUGCAAUGAAGCACGUCCACGAUAGAAAAAUUUUGCAUAGAGAUAUCAAAGGACAGAACAUUUUUUUGAUGAAAGAAAGAAAUAUGAUCAAACUUGGCGAUUUUGGGAUCGCAAAAGUUUUGAAUCAUACCAUUGAUAAAGCCAGGACACAAGUAGGGACUCCUUAUUAUUUGUCACCUGAAAUUAUAGAAAAUAGGCCAUAUAGCUUUAAAAGUGAUGUAUGGUCUAUUGGAGUUUUAUUGUAUGAAUUGUGCGCACUUAGGCCGCCAUUUGAUGGAAAUUCGAUACAUCAGUUGUCGUGCAAUAUUGUUAGAGGAAUUUAUACCCCGCUUUCUAAUAACUUUUCGAAAGAUUUGAAGAAUUUAAUUGGACAAAUGCUGUCUUUAGAUCCGAAUAAAAGGCCAAAUAUAGCGCAGAUUUUGAAAAUGCCGUUUGUGAGGAAUAGAGUGCAGAAUUUUUUGAGUGAGACUAUAAGGAAAAAGGAGUUUUCUCAUACAAUUUUGCAUAAUCAAAAUGUUUUUGUGCAGAAAAAUGAAGAAGCAUUAAAAAAAGCAAGGGAAAUUCCAAAGGAAAAGCCAAAAGAAAUAAAAAAGGAAAUUUUGGAAAGGAACAGAGAUUUACCAUAUGCGAGAGAAAUUCCGAAAAAUGACUAUAAAUAUGAGAUUCCGCAAAAAAUUCAAGAAGAAAGGCAAAAAAACUAUGAGAUUCCUCAAAAACUGCAAGAAGAAAAGCCAAAACUCUAUGAAAUCCCACAAAGAAAUCCUGAUCCUAAAGGCUAUGAGCCUAAAGCCUAUGAGGUUCCUAAAAGAAAUCCUGAUCCAAAACCUUAUGAAAUUCCUGUAAGAAACCCAGAUCCAAAACUUUUUGAAAUACCCCAGCGAAAUCUUGACAUUCAGCCGAAACCAUUCGAAAUCCCUGCUAGGAAUGAAAAAAAGCCUGAAGCAAAAAUCCCUGAAAUCCCUGCAUGAAAACCUAAAGAUAAACCUCCAGAAAACAAAAAAAAUGCUCUCCCUGAUAUCCCUCCUUGAAAACCCCAAGCUCUUGCUGAAAUCCCCCCUUACAAGCCUCCAGUCCCCAAAGCUCAAUCUCCUCUUAACAAGCAUCUAGAAGACGAGUUUAAGCCAGUCCAAAAACAAAGAAAUGACCCAGCAGGGCUUGGACUAAUUCAAUGGGACAAACCAGAAGACAAAAAGCAAAAUAAUUUAAAAAAGAAAAUCGAUGAUAUGAAAAUUAAAAUGAAAGAAGAACAAGACAAAAGAGACGAAGAAGAAGCUAAAAAGCAGGCUGCAUUAAAAGCAAAAGAAGAAAAACACAAAAAGCAUUCAGAAGAAAGAAAUGAAAUGAGAAAAGAUAUGCCUGCUCACAAUAAAUAAAAAUUAUAUAAAAAUAGGGAAAUUUAUUAUAUAUUUAUUAUAAAUAGGUAUAUACCCAAAAUAAAAAAAAUAUGAUGAUUUUUGUUUUAAAAAAAUUUUAAAAGAAUUUAUAGAGAAAUGGUAUAUGGAGAGAGACGGAAAAAAGAAAUGAAAAAGAAAAAAAAGAAAAAAGAGGAUGUAGUUGUAGAAUGACUAGGAAAUGGCAGCUCACGACAGUUGUAUACAGAAGAACAAGACCAAGACAGAAUGCUCCAUGAGCUGCAAGAUAUAGCUGAUGGAAAUAUCCCUGAUGAUAUAGAAGAUGAAAUAAUGCCUUCAAUUGAAGAAAUCGAAGAAGAAAAAGACGAAGACGUGGUAGACAGAAUAGACGAUCUUGAAAACCAAGCUGUCCCACCUAUAGAAAAAAUAGAAAUUCCUGUUGAAAAUAAUGUAGUUUCGAUUACUAUAGAAAGUUUUCCAAAAUUUUAUGAUAAUAAGCUGACACCUGCUGAAACUUUGGAGCUCUUAAGAGGGUAUUUAGAGGAAGAGCUUGGCAUGGAAUCUUUAAUGAAAACAUACCAAACACAAAAAACAAUAGAAAAAAGAGCCCAAGAAAACCUAUGGAGCGAUGAAGACCCAUUUGAAGCUGCUGCAUUACAAAGAGGAAAAUCCCAUGACAUAGGCUAUAAAUUGGUAGAAACUUUGAUAUUUUUGGAAGAAAAUAUUGAUAAAAUUCAAUAA
Molecule: messenger RNA, 2436 nt
Organism: Blepharisma stoltei
Lineage: Eukaryota; Ciliophora; Heterotrichea; Heterotrichida; Blepharismidae
Source: the annotation of a GenBank genome assembly